Messenger RNA from Bactrocera tryoni, 1260 nucleotides. RefSeq names its product glycine-rich cell wall structural protein. The transcript has 2 exons. The record is from RefSeq and is a predicted model, not a curated record. Lineage: Eukaryota; Metazoa; Arthropoda; Insecta; Diptera; Tephritidae. Bases 1 to 1260 code for a protein of 419 amino acids.
AUGAGGAUAUCUGUUUGUAUGCUCGCCAUUUUAAUUGGAUCAAGCUCUGCUGGUUUUCUCGGUGGUAGCUCCGGUGGUGGAGGUGCUUAUGGUGGUGGUCCCGGUGGACACGGCGGUCAUGGAGGUCAUGGUGGAUAUGGUGGUUCCGGAGGUAGCGGAGAGAUAAAAACUAUUCAAAUCAUUCACGAAGAAGCCGCUGGACACGGCGGAAGCUACGGGAGUCACGGCGGUCAAGGGGGCCAUGGGCAUCACGGUGGUUUUGCUGGCCACGGGAUAGGUGGAGGGGAGGUCAAAACCAUAAAAGUCAUUCAUGAACAGGGAGGAGCAGUCGGCGGACAUCAUGGUGGUAAUGGUGGUCAUGGACAUGGUGGGGGCCAUGGUGGCAGCAUUGGAACCAUCAAAGUUAUACACCAACAAGCUGGUGGCAAUAGAUUCUCAAAUGGUUAUGCUGGCAAUGGAGGCUACAGCUAUGGCAAUGGCGGACAUAGUGGCCAUGCUGGUGGUCAUGCUGGUGGACUUGAUGGGGGUGCACCACGUGGUGGUGUGGUAAAAACAAUUAAAGUUAUUCAUGAGCAGGGGCAUGCAGGUGGCAAUGGAGUGGGCGCCUCAAUUGGUGGAGGAGCUAUUGGCGGUGGUCACGAUGAAGUCAAGACCAUUAAAGUCAUUCAUGAGCAAAGUGGUGCAGUGGGCGGUGGUUCCGGUGGAGGUUAUAAUUAUGGAAGUGCAGCUGGAGGUGCUAUUGGUGGCGGCGAGGUCAAAACCAUCAAAGUCAUUCAUGAGCAAGCCGGAGUUGUAGGUGGUGGUGCUUUUGGUGGAAGCGCAAUCGGUGGUGGUGAAGUGAAAACCAUUAAGGUAAUUCAUGAGCAAGCCGAUAUCGCAGGUCAUUCCAGUGGUGCACACGUAGGCGGAGGAAGCUAUGGAGGUGAUCAUGGUGGACAUAAUGUCGAUUCAUUUGAAACCAUAAAGUCGCUCAAAUUAAUUGGUGAAUUAGAUGGUGGUUAUGGCGGUUCAGGGGGAAAUGCGAACGGUGGCGGCCAUUUCAGUGGUGAAGCAUCCGCAAGUGGAAAUAUCGGCGGUGCCUCCGGCGCUGGUUACCUGCCCCCAGUUAAUGAAUACGUGCCUCCAUCAAGUGAGUACGGCCCUCCAUCAGAUCAAUAUGGACCUCCACCAAGCCAGUAUGGGCUUCCAUCUAACCAGUAUGGGCCCCCUUCCAACGAGUACGUACCUCCCUCAAAUCAGUACCUGCCACCAAAAUUGUAA